Cyclopterus lumpus (lumpfish) is the source of this 1113-nucleotide messenger RNA. Its product is annotated as peptidase inhibitor 16-like. The record is from RefSeq and is a predicted model, not a curated record. Lineage: Eukaryota; Metazoa; Chordata; Actinopteri; Perciformes; Cyclopteridae. Gene Ontology annotation, cellular component: extracellular region. The transcript has 6 exons. The coding region runs from base 1 to 1113 and encodes 370 amino acids.
AUGCAACAGCGGAGCCUCUCGGAGCUCCAAGGGUCCCCUAGCCGCUGGACUACCCCCCGGAGCACCCGUCUGAGGAGAGGGUCCGGGCGCCGGUGGCCCUGCCUGCCAAGUGGGGCCCCUCUCUGGGCAUGGCUCCUGCUGGGGACCCUGGCGGUUCCUGGAGCCUGGAGCUUCCUGAGCGAGGAGCAGGAGGAGCUGCUGGUAGAGCUCCACAACCACUACAGAGGGCAGGUUUCACCCAGCGCCUCCGCCAUGCUGCCUCUGCGAUGGGACCCGAGCCUGAAGCUGAUCGCAGAGGGCUACGCUGCUAAAUGCAUCUGGAACCACAACCCAGAACUGGAGGACACCGGAGAGAACCUGUUCGUCGGUACCGGGUCUCUGGACCUCCGGGAGGCUCUGGAGAAAUGGUUUCUGGAACAUCUGGACUAUGACUUCCAAAACAACAGCUGUGAUGAAGACCAGAUGUGUGGUCACUAUACGCAGAUGGUGUGGGCAGACACACACAGAGUCGGCUGUGCUUUCCAUCUCUGUAACAACAUGAAGGGUCUGGAGUGGGAGAGAGUCUCUUUCCUCGUGUGCAACUACUACCCAGCAGGGAACUACGAGGACGAGAGGCCGUUUGUUGAAGGAGAAUGGUGCUCCAGAUGCCCGGAGAACCUCCAGAAUUGUGAAAACAACCUCUGUGUUGUUCUUCCUACAGGAACACAUGGCCGUGCCUUCCAGCCAGAAGAAGAGGAAGUAGUUCUUCCUCCACCGGGAACAUCUGGCCCCGCCCUUCUGCCUGAAGAGGAGGAAGAAGAGGAGGUGGUGGACCCCGAUGUCCAGCCUGCCACCACCACUGCUUCUGCCAGUUUCACCACCACCACCACCACCACAGCAGAAGAGGACCCUAAGGAAGCACCCUCAACUCCACAGGGAAAGGAGAAGACGGAAGAGAAGAUGGAGGACGAGAAGAGAAAGGAACCUCCAGAGAAGACGGCGGGGAAAGAGAAAGACGUAACGCGCUACAAAUACACGAAGAACACGGAGGUCAGAGCCUUCGGUGCUGAUUCAGCAUCCUCCCCUUCCCUCCUGUUAGCCUGCCUGACUGGGAUCCUGACUCUGAGGCUGUGA